AUGGACCAAAAAAUUAAUUCAGCGAGUAAUUCAAAUCCUAGCAUACCAAUUCAUAGAAAUAGAUUCUUAGACUUGAAUCCGCACUCAAUUUCUGCUUUGGCGUUUCCACCACCGCCCAAACACGCCAAAGAUAGUGAAUGGCUUGGAUUUGGAUUGUUAGCCGUUGGAAAGAGCAAUGGGGAUAUUGAAUUGAAGCAUUACGUAAACACAGCCACACACUCUCAGCUUAGCGUUAAGAAGCAGCCACCGGGCAAAGGCUGGGUUCUUGAUAAGAUACUCCCCGCUCACUUACCUUCGGGUAAAAUUCAUUCGUUAUUCUUCACGAGAAGACACCCAGCACCCCCACACGCAGGCACAUACACACACGCUAUUUCAUCACUCAACCCAUACACUUCAAAGCACCUCAGAUUAUUCUCUAGCAGUGGUACAAAUACCGUUAUUGAAUGGGAUAUAAACACUGGUAAAAUUUUAAACAAACUAUCCUCCGAUGGUGGAGCUAUUUGGUCAAUGUGCUCAUCACCAUCCACCAACUCACUCGCUCUAGGCUGCGCUGAUGGUCGUAUUAGGUUGGUUGACCUUCAAAACAACCAAUUGCAAGUUUCAAGAGUACUCGCUCAUGUACCCACUCGAUUAUUAUCCAUUGCUUGGUGUAGAUCCUCACAAGAUAACGAUGAACAGAAGAAUGGCUGGGUCGUUGCUGGUUGCUCUGAUUCCAGUUUAAGAGUCUAUAAUCUCGAAAAUGGUCGCGUAAAUGACCGACUCUCCGUCGAUAAAACUAACCAUGAACACACGUUGAUCUGGUCUGUUAACGUCCUCGAAGAUAACACCAUCAUCAGUGGUGAUAGUCUCGGUAAUGUGAUUUUCUGGGAUAAACAAUCAUCUUCCCAGAUAUCCUCCUUUAAAUCUCAUGAGGCUGAUGUUCUUACAACUUCUGUCUCAUCUGACGGCAAAACUGUUUUUAGCGGUGGUAUAGAUCAAAGAGUCUCUCAAUUUACAAAGGUGUCCAUUUCUGACGAUCGCCUCGAUACGAAGUUCUUCCAAUCUGGUUCGAGGCGUAUACACACUCACGAUAUCAACGCUAUCUCGGUUUGGCCUCCUCAAGGUACCCCUGACAACUUUGCCUUAAGCAGCCAAGUACCUGUAGUAGUCAGUGGUGGUAUCGAUCCCCACAUGAAUCUUACACCGGGUGGUAUACCUCUCAACCGUAAAGUUAAAGAAAAGCAGCUUGAAAUCUCACUCGUCAACCCUGUCUCUUCAUCCAAAGCUGUAACUUUCGCAGAUAGCUGGCAUAAACGCUCGCCUUACGUCCCUCUUAAUGGUAGAGGUAGUGUUAGCGUUUGUAGAGCAAGACGGUGGGUGAUAGCCAGACGUGAUAUGGGUCUUAGUGUUUGGAGGAUCAAGUCUGCCGAUGAAGACUUCGGAGAGGGUGGUUAUGACAAGGUAUUAGAUACCGAAUUUAAGUUCCGCACCCAUCUCAUAUCUCAUUCUGUCUCCCCAGAUGGUCACAUGCUGGCUGUCAGUGAUGCGUACGAAACCAAACUGUUUACGCUCGCUCAAAAUGGUCCUCCAAUUCCUAAAAAGGUGAAGCUGGACAGCUCACUUCCAGGAGCUAAUUACAUAGAGUUCACACCAGAUUCCAGAAGAAUCAUCAUGGCCUUAUCAGGCGCAUCGUCAGUAGUCGUUUAUGACUUGGAAGACGGAAUACCUAAGCUUCUCAAGGAGUGGAGUAACAAAUCAUCGUCUGUGCGCAACAUUCGUAGAAUGCCUGACAGGAAGUCGACAGCCUCAAUGGACGUAGAUAUGAGUGAAAGUGAUGAUGAAACAGAUAACGAUAACAAGCUCGAAUCCUCAGUGCACACAUUGGCUUGCUCUAGGGAUGGCCAGUGGUUGGUAAUAGCUGAUUAUGCCUGCAAUAUCCAGAUAUACAACCUGGAUUCAAUGCAACACCAUGCCACUUUACCAAGCCUGAGCGAUUUACCAGCAGCUAUCAAAUUUCAUCCAUUGCAUCAGUCGCUGCUGAUUAUCGCACUUCCUAACUGUUUAAUUAGUUUCUAUGAUGUGGAGAAAAAGUCAACUCCAGCUUGGUCUAAGCAGCUUAAUGAGUCUACCAUGCCGGAGAGCUACGUACAGAUAGUUGACCCGCUGCAGGGUAUCAUACUUAAUCCUGAUCCUUCAACCCUUCCACCGCAAUUCCACGGCGUCGACUCGAAUGCCAGCACGCUGGACUCACAUAGCGAUAGCAAGCUCAUCGCUUACGGUGCUACGUGGAUGUGUGUAAUCAAGUAUAUGGCAAAUGACACGGACAGCAAUCGCAAAGCACUGUCCAAAUCAUCCAAAUCGAACAAACGCAAGAUGAAUAAGCAGGAUAGGAAUAAGAUGGCUACCGAUUUAGCCAACGUCAAGAAGCAGAUGGGCGACGCUGCGAAUGGGAUCAUAUUCCAAGAGGAUGAAAUUCUUCAGCGUGCGGAAGAAGCAUCAUUCUUUAAGAUGGUUAACAGAUAUCAGCCAAUCGCUUGUGCAGACUUUAUCGGUCCUUCUGAACUGAUGGUGGUGGAGAGACCACAGUCAGACUUUGUCACUGAUCUUCCACCUGCAUUCUAUAAGCACAAGUAUGGUCUGUCAUGA
This is a messenger RNA of Wallemia ichthyophaga EXF-994, 2625 nucleotides long. RefSeq names its product U3 small nucleolar RNA-associated protein 4. The coding region runs from base 1 to 2625 and encodes 874 amino acids. Gene Ontology annotation, molecular function: RNA binding; protein binding. The transcript is spliced from 3 exons. The record is from RefSeq and is a predicted model, not a curated record. Lineage: Eukaryota; Fungi; Basidiomycota; Wallemiomycetes; Wallemiales; Wallemiaceae. Gene Ontology annotation, biological process: maturation of SSU-rRNA from tricistronic rRNA transcript (SSU-rRNA, 5.8S rRNA, LSU-rRNA). Gene Ontology annotation, cellular component: t-UTP complex; 90S preribosome; small-subunit processome.